ACAAGUGGAUUUAAUACUAUUCAAGAAAAAGUCUGGAUUUUUGCUUGUUUUCUUGUGCUGACUGAGAUAUGAAAGAAACCUCAAAUAUGUGUGUAUAAUUGCAUCGCAUUUGAACUGUAAACUAGAAUUCCCAGUGUUUGUUUGAGUAAAGUUGCAGUCUUGAUGCUUGAGAACGAUGUUUGUGGGAAGAAGUUUGUGGGCUGUAGCGGUUUUCUGUUGCUGGUUUUCGAGGUUGUCGGAGUCGCAGAGGGUGCCUCAGGUUGAAGUUGAUGUCUUCAAAGAGAUAGCCAACGAGUUUGGCGCAUUGCAUUGGUCAUUCAAUGCCGAGUUAUGUGAAAUGGAGAUGGGUGGGAUGACACAAACUCCUCCACCGAACUCUGAUGGUUAUGUCGGAUGCAAUUGCAAUUUCAACAACACCACCAUCUGCCAUGUUACUACGCUUGUGAUUAAGAGUUACGAUCUUCCUGGAGUUCUCCCGUUGACAAUUGUAAAGCUUCAGUACCUCGAGCAUGUUGAUUUUGCAUAUAAUCUCCUAACUGGUACGAUCCCGGAAGAGUGGGCUUCAAUGCAACUUAAUUUUAUCUCUGUGCUUGUAAACCGUUUAUCUGGACAAAUACCGAACUAUCUGGCAAACUUUACUAGCCUUACAUACCUGAACCUCGAGGCAAACCAAUUCUCGGGGGCUAUUCCUCCUGAUAUUGGAAGGAUGACAAAUUCAACGAGCCUGUUCUUGUCCUCCAACCGGCUGAUGGGGGAGCUACCGAAUUCACUUGCAAAUUUAAUAAACCUAAAAGAUUUUCGGAUAAACGACAACAACCUAAGUGGACCAAUACCCGACUUCAUUAAAAACUGGAGGCAACUUAUAACUUUAGAAAUGUUUGCUAGCGGACUAGAGGGCCCCAUUCCCUUGAACAUAUCUCUUCUCGAUAUGUUAGAAACUCUGAGGAUUAGCGAUCUUGAAGGGCCAUCCCAGGGGUUUCCGUUGCUGAGGAGCACUACAGGCCUAACAUCGCUGAUAUUGAGAAACUGCAAAAUUACUGGCGAAAUUCCUGCGUAUGUAUGGAAGCUUAGACUUCUGGAGAUGUUGGCCUUCUUUUUACUGAUAGAUGUUCCGUUGCAGGGUCAACUGCCCGAUGGCACUGUCAUUGCUGUGAAGCAACUCUCGUCUAAAUCAAGACAAGGGAAUCGCGAGUUUUUGAAUGAAAUUGGCAUGAUUUCGUGUUUACAGCACCCAAAUCUUGUGAAGCUAUAUGGAUGCUGCAUUGAAGGCGAUCAGUUGAUGGUGGUAUACGAGUACAUGGAAAACAAUAGCCUUGCACACGUCUUGUUCGAAUCAAACGGGAGAAGCCAAAUGAUGCUAAACUGGCCAACGAGGUUCAAGAUCUGCGUUGGAAUUGCGAAAGGGUUAGCUUUUCUCCAUGACGAAUCAAGGCUGAAAAUUUUGCAUCGAGACAUCAAAGCUACGAACGUGCUGCUGGAUAGCGAUCUGAAUCCUAAAAUAUCCGAUUUUGGACUGGCUCAUCUCAAUGAAGACGAGAAGACACACAUUAGCACAAAAGUUGCUGGAACAAUCGGAUACAUGGCGCCCGAAUAUGCACUGUGGGGUUAUCUGACCGACAAAGCAGACGUCUACAGCUUCGGAGUCGUGCUUUUAGAGAUAGUCAGUGGAAAAAGCAACAAAAACUACAUGCCCAGUCACAAUUUCAUAUGCCUUCUUGAUUGGGCGAGCCACUUGAACGAGAGCAAGAACAUCGAUGACCUCAUUGAUCCGAGGCUUAAUGAUGCUGGUGGUGCCAACAGAGAGGAGAUGGGAGUGGUGAUGAUGGCUCUGCUGUGCACGAAUGCAACUCCAUCCGUGAGGCCAACGAUGUCAGAGGCCGUUGAGAUGCUUGAGGGAAAAAUGGACAUUCCCGUUGUAACGCCCGAGGGGAGCACGUACACUAACGACGUGAGAUUCAAAGCUACGAAGGACUUUAAGCAGGAGAGGCGGAGCUCGAGCAGUGCUACGAGGGGCGAGUCGCAGAUUUCGACUACAAUACCAACAUACUCUUCAUCCACCUCUGGUUUUAAUGAAAUCAGUGAAGAUAGUAUACCCUUUUGAUGAAUGAUUUCUACUUUCUUGCCGUGUUAUUAGAUAUGAUGUAAGUUUGUAUAGUAUAGUAAUUACUUUUUUUUUGGCGGGAGAGGUUAUUUAUUUGUACCCUUUUGUACAAAUUAUUGCACAUAUAUUCCAGUCACUUCAAUUUUGUUUGGAUUUGAUAA
This is a messenger RNA of Salvia splendens (bonfire salvia), 2262 nucleotides long. RefSeq names its product probable LRR receptor-like serine/threonine-protein kinase RFK1. Gene Ontology annotation, molecular function: ATP binding; protein serine/threonine kinase activity; protein binding. Gene Ontology annotation, biological process: protein phosphorylation. The record is from RefSeq and is a predicted model, not a curated record. Lineage: Eukaryota; Viridiplantae; Streptophyta; Magnoliopsida; Lamiales; Lamiaceae.